Molecule: messenger RNA, 900 nt
Organism: Anguilla anguilla (European eel)
Lineage: Eukaryota; Metazoa; Chordata; Actinopteri; Anguilliformes; Anguillidae
Gene: cdca9
Product: cell division cycle associated 9
Exons: 10
Coding region: 15-803 (262 amino acids)
Biological process (GO): mitotic sister chromatid segregation
Cellular component (GO): chromosome, centromeric region; chromosome passenger complex; spindle midzone
Source: RefSeq, a predicted model, not a curated record
CUGUUUGAUCAAUCAUGGAACCAACGAAGUGGAAGAAAGUCUACCAGCGGUCUGAGGGUGAACUCGAUGGACAGCUAAGUAAAGAGCAGAGGGAUCAAAAGAAAAAAAGACUAUUCAUGCAACAAUUUGAAAAGGAGGCACAGGAGAGAAUUCGGGAGAUGGAACUGAAGGUAGAGCAGCUUUUGGCGACUGUGGAUAGAGCGUUUAGAGUUGAACUGAUGAAACUACCACCUCAGCUGCAAGGCACACGUCUGAAAGAUUUGAUGAGGGAGAACGACGAAGCAGCGGGCGAAGUUACCAUCGCAAUGAAGGCCGAAUCACCAGAGAUCCAUCGGCCGCUGACCAGGAAGACCAGCAAAAAGGGUCAGGCGAAAGAGAAUGCAACCAGGCGGAAGAGAAUGCUGUCAACUCAAAACAAGACUCCUUUACCGGCAGUAUCAAAGAAAACGGCCAAGUCGAGAUCUUUGGCAGACUUGGAUCCAAGCGCUUCAAAAAGUCAAAGGUCUUGUUCGACUUCAAAUUUUAAAAGGACUCGAGGCUGUGUUGCCAAAGCCAACGACCUUGUCGCCCUAUCUACUGAUCAAAAAAGGUCCACAAACUUACUUGGACUUUCACCUAACCCUUUCGUAACCGCCACCGCAACCAUAUUGACUUCUCACGGAGAGGCUUUGUGUCUAUCCGAUGAGAUCAAAGACGACAUUGACGUGGACAUGCUUGACGACACUGCCGUUCAUCAGAUGCGGAAGCUAAUGCGACUGAUGGAUUACUUGUGCAAUAAGGCCAAAGUCAACAACGACCAAUGAUCAUUCCUGGAAGCUUUGAUAAAGGAUUCUCGAUAUUUGUUUUUCAGUUGUAUUAAUGUAAAUGUACUGAAUUUAAUAAACUAACUUUUUUACCACA